Molecule: messenger RNA, 3267 nt
Organism: Podarcis raffonei (Aeolian wall lizard)
Lineage: Eukaryota; Metazoa; Chordata; Lepidosauria; Squamata; Lacertidae
Gene: SLCO2B1
Product: solute carrier organic anion transporter family member 2B1
Exons: 18
Coding region: 551-2488 (645 amino acids)
Biological process (GO): bile acid and bile salt transport; transmembrane transport; sodium-independent organic anion transport
Cellular component (GO): membrane
Molecular function (GO): bile acid transmembrane transporter activity; protein binding
Source: RefSeq, a predicted model, not a curated record
UGGCCUGGCCUUCCUCUUGCUGACAUGGCCGUUGCCCGCGGCAACCGGGCCGCAGCCGAGGGAGGCGAGGCAGCGCACCAGGCCGCAGCCUGAAGCAGGGGGGCUGGCGAGACCCUUUCCUGCCCCACUUGCUUCCCUUCCUCUUCCCCCUCCGAGCCAGGAUUUGUUCAGCAAAACAAAACAAAACAAAAAGGGAGAAAACAAGCCAGGAAAAGACCCUUGCGGGCCGUUCUGUCCCUUUUCCUCAUCUCAGGACAAGGAAAUAUGUUGAAUGAUCAAGAAUUCUUUCACCUGUGGACUGGAGUAAUUCAGUUGAGUUGAUGUGCCAAGGAAGGACUUAUGCCUUUGACGUUUGGAGUCAAAAAAGUUGCUUGAAGACUCUUGGCACAAGGACAUGCCUCAUCAUCCAAGUGUAGACAUAAGUAGUGGCGACUCCUGAGGAGGAAACAGCUACCGGGUUUGGCCACACUUCCGCUUGUCCCAUGCACGGGUCCGAGAGGUCUUCCAUUUCUCCUUUGCUUUCUAGAGACACAAAGCACACAUUUGAAAAAUGGCAGACGAAAGGAGCAGUCGUCUCUUCAAACGAAUAUCUCAUGCAGGCUCAUUUUUCACUAUCAAAUUCUUCGUUUUUUGCCAGGGGUUUCUGCAGUUCUCUCAGCUGAUGACGUCUAGCCUUGUGAAAAGCUCCAUUUCCACAAUCGAGAAGCGCUUUGGACUGUCCAGCCAGAUGGCCGGCACCGUGGUCUCCUUCAACGAGGUGGGGAACACGCUGCUGAUCAUCUUUGUGAGUUACAUGGGCUGCAGAGUCCACAGGCCCCGCUUCAUUGGCUAUGGGGCCGUCCUCGUCUCCAUUGCUGGUCUGGUCAUGUCGCUUCCUCACUUUAUCUCGGGACCCUACGAAUAUGAUCGCUCCGUUACUGGUUCUGAAAGUACCACUUCAGACAUAUGCCUCCCAAACCGGAAUGAGACAGAAGUAUGCACUAAAUCCGAAAAGAAAGAAACCCAAGUGGUUGUGAUGCUGCUCUUACUUGGGCAGACCCUGCUGGGGAUUGGCGGGGUCCCCAUCCAGCCCUUUGGCAUCUCAUACAUUGAUGAUUUUGCCAGUAAGAGCAACUCCCCUCUCUAUAUAGGAAUCCUCUUUGCUGCAACUACCGUGGGUCCUGCAUUAGCAUUUAUCGUGGGGGCAGCUACGUUGCGCUAUUUUGUUGACAUUGAUAAAAUUCCCGCAGCUGACAUUCACAUUAAUAGCAAAGAUCCACGAUGGGUUGGAGCCUGGUGGCUCGGUUUCAUAAUUUCCGCCAGCGUGGUCGCCAUUGCUUCAAUACCUUAUUUCUUCUUUCCCAAAGAGCUGCCUAGAGAGGAAGAGUCACCCCAGAACAGCCCUUCAGAAGCUCAAAACAACGACUUCCUACCCGAAAAAAGUAAAGAAAAAGAACUGAAAGACUACACUCUGAAACAGUUCAUCGGAAUGUUUCCUGUGGUUUUCAUGAGGCUGAUGAAGAACCCCAUCUUGGUUGUGGUCAUCUUGGCUAUGGUCAAUCUCUCUGGCAUGAUUGCUGGCAUAGCAACCUUCAUGGCCAAACUGUUGGAGAGGCAGUUCUCCCUGUCAGCAUCUGUUGCCAACAUGAUCCUAGGAGCUGUCAACAUCCCGAGUGGCAUGUUCGGAAUCGCCCUUGGAGGUGCCAUCAUAAGGAACUGCCGCCUCUCCCUCACCCAGAUCGCCCUGAUGAGCGUAAUCAGCAUGGGUCUCUGUACCAUCUGUGACGUGCCGCUCUUCUUCUUGGGCUGCCAGACGCAGACGGUGGCGGGACUUGACCUUUCUGGAAGUUCUGGAAUUGAGGAACUUGUUUUCGAUUGUAACCACAAGUGCAAAUGCUCCCCGUCAGCCUAUAACCCUGUGUGCGGUGCGAAUGGUAUUGAAUACAUCUCCCCUUGCUACGCUGGCUGCACGGGGCUAAAUAUCGAAUCCGAAACACAGAAAGUUCUGAACUACACCAGUUGCAACUGCAUUGUUGUCGACGGCGGCUAUGGAUAUGCUACACCUGGGAGCUGCAGCUUCCACUGUUCCAAAUUCCUGAUGCCUUUUGUGACCAUCGCCUCCUUGUCCACCUUCCUGGGGAGCCUCGCACACACGCCGGGCUUCGUGCUUGUUCUGAGAAACGUUGACCCUGAAGACAAGUCUUUUGCCAUAGGAAUACAGUUCCUCAUGCAGAGAGUUCUAGCCUGGUUGCCUGCCCCUGUGGUGUAUGGUAGCCUCAUUGACACAGCCUGCGUCCUGUGGCAAUACAAGUGCCAAAAGAGAACAGCCUGCAGAUACUAUAACAAUGUAUUAUUCCGGCACAGGUUUGUUGGCCUUCAGAUUUUUUUGGAAGCAAGCUGCUUUUCGUUGCUUUGCAUUCUAUACUUCAUGUUAAAAAAGAAGGAGAGUGGAGCCCGCAGAGAAUCUGGCACCAGCCCUCCGUCUGUGCUCCAGGAGUCAGCUGCUUGACCAAUGCACCAGAACCAAUUUCUAUUCCACCAAAAGAAGAGGCCGAGCUGCAGAGGUUAAGCUUGAGUCCCAGCUGCUAUGUGAACAGAACGAGACUGAAGACAGAGGAGACUUCCUCGUGCUAUGUUUUGGCACUUUUAUCCGUUCCUCCUUUUGUACAUACAACUUGGUGUUAGCUGCUCAAGUGCCAUUUGGCAAAGGGCAAGAUAUAAAUAUUAUACAUAAACAUAUAACCCACCUGUCAGUAAUAAUAGGAUCCCCAAGCUGAUCAUUAGACGCUGCAUACCACCUUGGGUGCAACGUCUUAUAUUUCCUUCCUGGAGAGAGGCCUGUGGUUGUGGUUUGCUGGUUCAAGAUGAAGAGCAGUGGGAAAUUGGGCAACGGCACCAACAAGAGGAGGCUGCCUUUGUCUGCUACAGAGAGAAGGAGAAUCCUCAUGGUUGAACCCUUCUUAUCCUCAUGGAGGAAGCAGCGACGCCCUACAAUUUCAUCACGAUAUCCCCUUUACAUAUAGUAACAGCACAGGGAAGUGGCACCUUAACGUGCCCAUUUUACGGACAGAGAACUGAGAUAACGACCUCGUCCAAGAGAGUCGGGUGGACUGGCUGUUCUAAAGCCCGAUGCUGUCACUACUGGAUUACAUGGACUCUCAAAGAAGAGAACCAGUAAGGGCUGGAAUAAUUCCUUCCAGGAGUAAUCGCUUUUGUAUAAAAGAAAGCUUACACUGACAAUAAUAUAUCCUGUGGCAUUGUGCGUUUAUUAAAAGUUUGUGUCAGUUA